AUGAAAACAUGGGUUAUCGACUAUGCUGAAUCUCGUGACAAUCAUAGUAAUCAUCACAUUCCCAAAACUAAUAAAGUUGUACCAUCAUCAGCCAUCAAUAAACCACGUGAUACGAAUGCUCUGAAAAAAUGUUGUAGUACAGUUAGUUCAUAUUUUGGUGAUCCAGAUGUAACAAUAAAUCGUGAUAAACAAAUCAUUAUUCCAUAUGGGGUUGUGGUAAAAGGUGGUGAUAUUCCAUUAAUGGAUGAUUACAUAUGGGACUGGAUAUUGAGUCAUCAAGAGCUUGUGUUUGCACGAACAUCGCCAGAACGUGAAUUUCAAAUUGUUAUGCAGUGUCAACGACGUGGUGAAAUUGUAGCCGUUAUAGGUGAUGGUACAAAUGAUUCGCCAGCUUUAAAAAAAGCUGAUCUCGGUAUAGCUAUACAAGCUGGAACGGAUGUUUCAAAAGAAUCAAGUGAUUUGAUUCUGUUAGAUAACAACUUCUCGUCAAUCAUACAGGCAAUUGAAACAGGAAGAUUAUUAAGUGAUAAUCUCAAGAAAGUAGCUGUCUAUCUUAUUCCUGGAGGUUCAUUUGCCGAAGUUAUUUCUGUACUUUUUAACAUAUGGUUAGGAGCAUCUUUAGCAUUAUCAGCAUUUCUUGCAACUGUUUUUUGUAUGCUGAAUGAAGUGUUUAUGUCGUUGGCAAUGGUUAGCGAAAAGGCUGAAAAAGAUAUAGUGAAACGCCCACCAGCUAUUCGAAAUAAACAUCAUUUGUUAAACUGA
Didymodactylos carnosus is the source of this 762-nucleotide messenger RNA. The record is from the annotation of a GenBank genome assembly. NCBI's taxonomy places the organism in Eukaryota, Metazoa, Rotifera, Eurotatoria, Philodinida, Philodinidae.